AUGUCUUUUCGAGGCGAUAGAAUCGAGGAUGAACCGUUUCUAUGGAGUCCGGAAUAUGUUUUCGAGUCGCCGGAACCAUGUCUUCCAUUAAGGCAACAACAUUGUCUUUGUGCUCAUACUCUUUCAACUAGGGAGCCUCUGUUAAACAACCAAUAUCAUAAUCAUUAUGAUUUGAAUCAAACUAUGGCGGUGACAGAGCAUUCAAGUCACAUAUGCCCGAGCAAUCUCAUUCCAAAUGGGCCACAAAGUUAUAUGCCUUAUCAGACGUAUGUCCCAAUCACUUCGGCUUUUACCAUAAAUGGACAGCAACUGCCCCCAUCAGUUUUAGUCAUGCGGCGUAAUGGAGCAAACAGUCUAAGGGCGGUUAACAAUUCAGCUAGGCAUCAUGUCAUUAUGCAAACAAGGGUGCAUCAGUCUUCGUCAAGCUUUCAGGUUUCCAGCUUAUCCACUCAGCUGCGUAGACGUCCAAGCGCAAACUCAAGCAUACCUCCACAGAAUGAAGUUUUGGGAUCCCGGAGAAGAACUUAUGAAAGUCGGUCUCAAUUUGGAGAACCAUCAUCUACUACUCGACGCAGGAUGACAAUACCAGCAGAUGAAAGUGUUGAUUCAACUCCAAUCAAUCCUGCUGAACAAAGGAGGGAAUAUGGACCGUAUGAUCCAGAAUACGAAAGACAAGGCUCUAUUCUCAAACCUUGA
Eruca vesicaria subsp. sativa (arugula) is the source of this 696-nucleotide messenger RNA. Lineage: Eukaryota; Viridiplantae; Streptophyta; Magnoliopsida; Brassicales; Brassicaceae. The record is from the annotation of a GenBank genome assembly.